This is a messenger RNA of Protopterus annectens (West African lungfish), 6645 nucleotides long. RefSeq names its product YTH domain containing 2 (gene YTHDC2). The transcript is spliced from 33 exons. The record is from RefSeq and is a predicted model, not a curated record. Gene Ontology annotation, cellular component: intracellular anatomical structure. The coding region runs from base 139 to 6645 and encodes 2168 amino acids. NCBI's taxonomy places the organism in Eukaryota, Metazoa, Chordata, Ceratodontiformes, Protopteridae. Gene Ontology annotation, molecular function: protein binding; RNA binding.
UUGAAAAAUGAAAAAGUUAACCAUUCCGAGAAAUACUAAUUUUCUGUCACUCAGCAUUCAAACAAAACGUGUGAAGUAAAACUUGCGUGAAAAUUUUACCUGCAUUUAUAAACUGGUCUGGAAAAAAGACAAAGAAAGAUGUCGCGACCCAGCACUGCAUCUCCAAGACCUGGAAAAGGUCAUUCUGAUCAAACUACUUCCACAAAAGCUAAGGGGCUGAAGGAUAUCCGGGUUGAUGAAGAAGUCAAGAUAGCUGUAAACAUUGCAUUGGAGAGGUUCCGAUAUAGUGACCAAAAAGAAAUGGAAUUUCCAUCUUCCCUGACUAGCACAGAGAGGGCAUUUAUACACAGACAUGCACAGUCCUUUGGUCUAAUUUCUAAAAGUAAGGGAAAAGGAGCAAACCGAUUUUUGACUUUAAAGAAAAAAGAUGGUUCAGAACUACCCCAUACUGCGAUGACUUGCAGCUUUACGCAGAACACAAAACAAACUAUUCGUAGUCUAAUUCAGAGGUUUCCUGUGACUAACAAAGAACGUAUAGAUCUCCUUCCAAAAACUGAGAGAGGAGCUGGAUUGACUGUGGAAGCUGAGAACACCCGUGAGAUGAACAGGACCAGUGGACGGCUCAAUAAUGGCAUUCCUCAGAUUCCACCUAGACGGGGUAUUUCUGAAUUUGAUUCCUUUCGGCAGUCACUACCAGUAUUUGACAAGCAGCCUGAGAUUGUGAAGACAAUCAAAGAAAACCGCGUGACCUUAAUUAUAGGGGAGACUGGUUCAGGGAAGACUACUCAGAUUCCUCAGUUUCUUUUAGAUGACAGUAACAGGAAUGGGAUCCCAUGCCGUAUAUUUUGCACCCAGCCCAGACGUCUGGCAGCCAUAGCUGUGGCUGAAAGAGUUGCUGCAGAGAGAGGAGAGAAGAUUGGCCAGACAGUUGGGUAUCAAAUCCGUCUCGAAAGCAAAAUAAGUAUUGUUAAAGGGCAGGCCAUUAGAAUUGCUCGGAUGACUUCUCAUAAAGAAGAUGAUGGUCAAGAAUUUAAAGGUUUAACCAACAUGUUUGCAGAGAGAGGUUAUCCCACAGAGUUAGUGGAAAAUAUUUUGCAAGAAAUUCUGGAUCAACAGCAGGAUCAUUCUGAUCCUCCUCAAAGAUCUUCUGAAUUUCGGUUUCAUAAAUCAACAUUUAAUCCUCCAGUGGACAAACAUGUGGCUAUUUUUCAACAGGCAGUUAUCAAAGAUUUACAUUUUCAUUUCAGAUCAGAUUACAAUAUCAAGCAUAAUUUAUCCAUAUCUGAACAACUUGCCCUAACACAUCUUAAGAAUAAUACUGAUAUAGUCAUUCUCUCUGCUGAUAAGGGGGGUGCGGUUGUAGUCAUGGAUGCUGAUUAUUAUUGGGAUGAAGGAAAUAGACAGCUGUCUAACCAUCAUCAUUACAUGAAAAUGAGUACCGACCCUACACCUAACUUCAAAAGGGAAAUAGAUGACUUUUUACAGGAGGCUGUGGAGGCUGGCAUUAUUUCUGAUAAGAUUAAAUCACAUUUGAUAGUCAAAGAUCCAGCUAAACAAUAUCUAUAUUUACUACCGAAAAUCCACAAAUCUCUACAUAAACCGCCAGGCAGACCUAUUGUGUCUGGGAUUGGAUCACUUACAGAACCACUUUCUGUUUUUUUAACUGAAAAACUGAAACCCCUUCUAUCUUUAAUUAGAGCCAGACUUCAUGACACUACUGAAUUUUUGCAAAUUGUCUCUGAAUCAGAAUUGGAGCCAGAUUGGCUAAUGUGUACCUUAGAUGUUAAGUCUCUAUAUACUAGUAUUCUACACUGGGCAGGAUUAGCAGCUUUGGAUUUUUGGUUAAACAAAGCUAAUAUUUAUUCCCCAGGAUUUAAUACAUUACUUAUUUGCAUGGCUGAACACAUCCUUACCAAGAAUGUUUUUUACUUCAAACAAGAUUGCUAUUGGCAAAUACAGGGAACGGCAAUGGGUGCCUCAUUUGCACCCAUUUAUGCUGACCUUUAUAUGGGUUAUGUGGAGGAACACAUCAUCUAUGAUGAGUUGCACAAUAUAUACAUACCAGAGAUUGAUAUCUGGAGAAGAUAUUUGGACGACUGUUGGCUAGUGUGGAAAGGUGGCAGUGAUUAUCUUCAAGAAUUUGUUGAACAUCUUAAUGGAAACAUUUGGGGUACAGAAUUUACGGUGUACUAUCAUCAUAAUGAAAUACAUUUCUUGGAUGUCUUUUUACAGCGCCAACCAGACAAUACACUAAAAACUUCUGUAUAUCGAAAAUUUCCCGAAUUUAAUACCUUGCUCCAUGCCAACAGUGUACAUCCAAAACAUACAAUUAAUAACAUUCCUAAAUCACAGUUUUUGUGGCUCAAAAGGAUAUGUUCCUCUGAGCAAGAUUUAAAACAACAUCAUGGUGACUUAGCCAAUAGGUUUCUCACUAGAGGAUAUUCCAGACAUACUAUCAGUUCUGCCAUGCAAUGGAGCAGAAACCAAUCUAGGGAUUCACUACUGGAAUAUAAAGAACAUCAAAAACAGACAAAUCAAGAAACUUGCAGAUUUGUUACUACCUAUGGUAGAAAUACUAAACAUCUUCUUAAUAUUAUAGAUAAACAUUGGAACAUACUGAAGUCUCAUUCCCUCUUAGAGGACUAUUUGGGGGAGCAGUGCUCAUUUUCAUACAGAAAGGGGAAAACGCUGGGAUCUCAUUUCUCACAUAAGAAAAUCAACUCUAGGGAUGAAACUUUAUCCCAAAGAACAUUAACAGAUUGGAUUGCUAAAGUUAGCAAGCAGCAGGAUCUUGACCUCAUGGGUCAUUUUCAGACUUACUGUGAUAAAUGGAAUGCGUCUGGUAAACUGCAUGCUGACACCACUGGAUGUACAAAAGAAUUUUCUCAGUUUUUGAAAGUCUCACAGACUGAAAUUAAGACUUUUACACAAACUGUUAUUGGACAGGGCAGUAAGGCUAUUGGUAUGAUAGAAGGGUCAAUGAGUAAAAUUGUCCAUUUGCAAGAAAAAUAUGACAAGCAGCUGGCAGACGCACAGCAUGACGUAAUUGUUGCUAGGGAGGAAAUAAAAACAUUACGAGCUCAGUUGGAGACGCAGGAAUCUGAGGCUGCUAGAGUAACAGAGUUAGCUAAUCAAGAUCUUUUAAGAUUACAAGCCCUGAUGUCACCUCACAAGUCUUCUGUUUUCCUUAUUUUACAGGAUGAAGUUCAUGAACGUGACCGUUUCAGUGAUUUUUUGUUAAUUAAACUUCGCGAUGUCCUGCAGAAGCAUUCUUCUUUGAAGCUGAUACUUUCCAGUGCUGCUUUAGAUGUCAAUUUGUUUAUGAGAUACUUUAGUGGUUGUCCUAUCACUUACAUUCCAGGAAAACCAUUUGAAGUGAAAGAACUUUUCCUUGAGGAUAUUUUACGUACAACAAAUUACAUGAACAAAGAUAUGUUGAAGUAUAGAAAAGAAAAACAGAAAGAAGAAAAACAGCAGAACACACUCAGCGAGUGGUACAAAGCCCAGGACAGUAAUUCUAAGCUUGAGCCCCAGAGACAAAGAACUGUGUCCUACAUUACAGAAGACUAUGACCUUUUGGAUGAGGGAAGUGAUGGCGUGUUCAAUCAUUUGACUGAAAAAGAUGCAAGUUCUCUUGAACCCUGGCUGAUAAAAGAAAUGGAUGCCUGUCUGUCAGACAUUUGGUUGCAGAUGGACGUGGAGGCCUUUGCUCAGUUAUUUCAUCUGAUUUCAAGUGAAAAUGUUAGUGUUGACUAUAGACACAGUGAGACUAGUGCCACUCCGUUGAUGGUUGCUGCUGGCAGAGGGUUCAUGAGCCAAGUGGAACAGCUCAUUAGUAUGGGAGCCAGUGUCCAUAUAAAAGCAUCAAAUGGCUGGACAGCUUUAGACUGGGCAAGACAUUUUGGACAAACCGAGACUGUAGAUUUGUUGCAGUCUUUCACUGCUUCUUUGGAGACUGGGAAUUUGGAUGAGAGCUCUCUGGUUCAGAAAAGUGGGGGUGAUUUGAGUACAGAGGACCGUGAACUUCUGAAGGUGUAUCAUCACAGCUUUGAUGAUGAAAAAGUUGACUUGGAUCUGAUCAUGCACCUUCUUUACAGUAUUUGUUACAGUUCUGAGGAAGGGGCUGUUUUAAUUUUCCUUCCUGGAUAUGAUGAAAUUGUUGGACUGAGAGACCGCAUUUUGUUUGAUGAUAAGCGCUUUGCUGACAAUUCUCAUAGAUUUCAGAUAUUUAUGCUUCAUUCAAAUAUGCAGACCUCCGACCAAAAGAAGGUGCUGAAAACCCCACCUUCAGGCAUUCGCAAAAUUAUUCUUUCCACCAACAUUGCAGAAACCAGUAUAACUGUAAAUGAUGUUGUCUUUGUUAUUGAUGCUGGGAAGGUAAAAGAGAAAUCAUUUGAUGCGUUGAGCCAUGUUACAAUGCUUAAAAUGGUGUGGAUUUCAAAAGCAAGUGCAAUUCAGAGGAAAGGAAGAGCUGGCCGCUGUCGCCCUGGAAUCUGUUUUCAUUUAUUUAGCAGGUUACGCUUCCAAAACAUGCUUGAAUUUCAGACACCAGAACUUUUGAGGAUGCCUUUACAGGAAUUAUGCUUGCACACAAAGCUUCUUUCACCAUCUAAUUGCACAAUUGCGGACUUCUUGGCUAAAGCUCCAGAACCUCCACCAGCUCUGAUUGUUAGAAAUGCUGUGCAAACACUCAAGACCAUAGAUGCUAUGGAUGCUUGGGAAGACCUUACAGAACUUGGCUGUCACCUAGCUGACCUACCAGUAGAACCUCACCUUGGAAAAAUGGUGCUGUGUGCAGUAGUUCUAAAAUGUCUUGAUCCAAUUCUGACCAUUGCAUGCACUUUAGCGUACAGGGAUCCAUUUGUUCUACCUGCACAAGCUUCUCAGAAAAGGGCAGCAAUGCUUUGCCGAAAACGGUUUACUGCUGGGACAUUUAGUGACCACAUGGCUCUCCUUAGAGCUUUCCAGGCAUGGCAGAAAGCACGCAGUGAUGGUUGGGAGAGGGCUUUCUGUGAAAAGAACUUCCUGUCCCAGGCUACAUUAGAGAUCAUUAUUGGAAUGCGUACACAGCUACUGGGACAGCUUCGGGCAUCAGGUUUUGUGAGAGCUAGAGGAGAUGGUGAUAUCCGUGAUGUGAAUACAAACUCUGAAAACUGGGCUGUGGUUAAAGCUGCAUUAGUGGCCGGAAUGUACCCAAAUGUAAUACAUGUGGACAGGCAUAAUGUAAUGUUAGUGGGUUCAAAGGAGAAGAAAGUUCGAAUUCACCCUACAUCUGUUCUCAGUCAGCCACAGUAUAAAAAGAUUCCACCAGCAAAUGGACAGGCUGCAGCUGUUCAGGCUUUGCCUACAGACUGGAUUAUAUAUGAUGAAAUGACUCGUGCACAUAGGAUUUCUAGUAUUCGAUGUUGCUCUGCAGUGACACCUGUCACAGUAGCUUUGUUUUCUGGGCCUGCAAGACUGCCAAGCAGUGCUUUACAGGAGCCUUCAUCCCUUAGAGUUGAUGGUACUCCAAAUGAAAGCAGUGACAGCGAGAUGGAAGAUCAGUCUACUGCUAAUCUGGCAGUAUUAAAACUGGAUGAGUGGCUUAAUUUCAAACUGGAUCCUGAGGUUAGCGCUUUAUUGUUACAGCUAAGGCAGAAGUGGCAUAGUUUGUUCCUGCGGAGAAUUAAGGCCCCGUCUAAGUCAUGGUCCCAAGCUGAUGAAGCAACCUUAUGGGCAGUUAUAACAGUUAUGAGCACAGAAGAACAAGCAGCAGGUCUACAACAACCUUCUGGUAUUGGUCAGAGGCCAAAACCUAUGGCUUCUGAGGAACUCCCCAUGACAUCUUCAUGGAAGUUGAACAAUAGUAGAAAAAGUUCUUCAGAAGCUGAAUUCUCUGAUGACUGUUCUAGCAUGGAAAGGACUUCUGUAAAGUCUCCAUCUCCUGCAUAUCACCAGCAGCCACAGCUACUGAGAUACAAAGAAAGAAGCAUUUUGCAUCCUAAAAGAAGUACCGACGAUAGGUCUGAUCAGUCAUCUGUGAAAUCAACAGACAGCAGCAACUACCCUAGCCCAUGUGCCAGUCCGUCUCUUCCAUCUUCUGGUAAGGGUUCCAAGUCGCCAUCUCCAAGACCAAAUAUGCCAGUGCGUUAUUUCAUUAUGAAGAGCAGUAAUUUACGAAAUCUUGAAAUUUCCCAGCAAAAGAGUAUUUGGUCAACAACUCCUAGUAAUGAGCGCAAGUUAAACCGAGCAUUCACUGAGAGUAGUGUUGUCUACCUGAUAUUUUCUGUGCAGGGUUCAGGACAUUUUCAGGGCUUUGCUAGAAUGUCAUCUGAAAUUGGGCGUGAAAGAAGCCAGGACUGGGGUUCCACAGGCUUGGGAGGAGUGUUCAAAAUAGAGUGGAUUCGGAGAGAGAGCCUGCCUUUUCAGUAUGCUCAUCACCUGCUCAAUCCUUGGAAUGACAACAAGAAAGUACAAAUAAGCAGAGAUGGACAGGAGUUGGAACCACAAGUUGGGGAACAUUUGCUGCAACUUUGGAUGUGUUUUAUCUACAAAGUGUCUUGCCGGAAGAACUGUCCAGAACUUUCUGAUGCUUACGAAGGGACACUGCAUAUACGUUUAGAAGUUGUUAAAAGGCUAGCAUUCACUAGCUGCUUACAAGCCUAG